AAGCCAUUCACUCCUCUGUGGCUGGUCGGUGGUAAAAACCUGUGAAAGAAACUCUUGUUCACGUUCACAUUCAGACGAGAGAUUCUGAGCUGUGAAGACACUCAGACAUUCAUCCGAUCAGCAGCUCACACUGCAGACAUGAGGUUUGUGAUCCUGUUUGCUCUUCUGAGUGGGGUGUUUGCCGCCCCGUUCGUGAAGGAGGAGGAGGCGAAGCGAUUCAUCAGGUUGAAGAGACAGUCAGGAUACUGGGAUCCACACCACUCUCAGAACCAGUGGGGUUACACCAUUCAGGAGCAGGCAAACGAGUACUGGACAGCAAUACGCACAGAUGCACAGUACUACAUGGACAUGAGUAACAUGAUGUUCGACCGCUCUGUGGCAACGGAAAACAACAGGCUGUAUAUGGAGAUGCUGCGCAAUGCACGAGCUCACCUGGACAGUCAGACGGGUGGACACAGAUAAAAAGAAAAAUAAUAAAACUGAAGAGAUCAUAAUUCAUAUUGUGGACAAAAAUAUAAUAAUAAUGAUGAUGAUGAUGAUGAUGAUGAUGAUAAUAAUAACAAUACAGUGCUUCCUAGAGGUUAAAUCUUUACAUUUAACCUAAUGCCAUUAAUGAAUAACAGAUGUAAAAGUAUUCUGAGCCUCAACCAUUAUGAGGGAAUGUAUUAGUUUUGCCUUUAAAUGCUGUAUUGUAUAUGUGUAAUGUGAGCGUUAGUUUAAAAUGUGUGUAAGGUUAUAUAAUUGUAAGCUGGCAAAGAACAAAAAUCUACAUAUUGAGGUUACACUUCUUUUGUCCAUUUUAAUAGAUAACCAUAAGCUUUAAUAUCCCAUAAUGACCUGAACUAAAUACUCCUCAUAUAAAAUGCUGCAGCUGUGUAAAAUGUUUUUUUUAAAUGUUUUUUUUUUUAUGUUUUUAUGUAUUCAUUUUAAACAUUUAGUUUUAAGAAUGUACAUUGAAUAAUAAUGUCUUUUUUAGUUGCAAAAACAGCUUUAUAUUUCUUAUAUUUCUAGGAUUGUCAUUGUCUUGUAAUAAAAUCAUGUCAUGCAGUUAAUAAAUAUACAUUAAACACUUGAAUUAGUAUCAAAAAAUAAAAAAUGGAUAUACAUUUGAAAAGUCUCUGUGUUGCAUUUUGUAUCCACCCUUAGCAAAGCUUGCAUGUUUUGCUUUUCAAAAUGAGAGCUGGUUGAAAUGCACCAUAUAAGAAAAGACUCAUUUAUUUUUAAGAUGUUUUGGGGAAAAAAAGACUUUUCAUCUCUCUGGUUUACCACUAGGUGGUGCUGUCACUUCAGCCAUUUCAUUUAAAUAUCAUUUUAAUGGUGCUUUUUUUCUUCCUCUGUUAUCUGUGACAACUUUGUGACUGUACUGUGUGUAUCACA
This is a messenger RNA of Epinephelus moara (kelp grouper), 1377 nucleotides long. RefSeq lists its product as uncharacterized. The coding region runs from base 139 to 462 and encodes 107 amino acids. The record is from RefSeq and is a predicted model, not a curated record. The transcript has 5 exons. Lineage: Eukaryota; Metazoa; Chordata; Actinopteri; Perciformes; Serranidae.